Molecule: messenger RNA, 371 nt
Organism: Cetraspora pellucida
Lineage: Eukaryota; Fungi; Glomeromycota; Glomeromycetes; Diversisporales; Gigasporaceae
Source: the annotation of a GenBank genome assembly
GGGAUAAUAUAGAGUCAUUUGUCAUCGAUUUAGCAUAUGAUGGUGUUUAUAGAUCAUGGCCGUGUCUUAAAAACAAAUUACCAAUUGAUAAAGAGUCGUUUCCGUUGAUUGUAUUGGUAUUUUCCCAUUUUAUAAUAAUGGAGCAAUAUGUUAAUAAAAUUGUAAGCGACUAUGAAGAUCGAGAAAAUCGACCACCAUUUGAACAGACCGAAAAGUUGAAAUUUAUUAGAAGAAUGCCAACCACAACACAGUUCAAUGAAGCACAAAAGAAAUACACUCUAUGUUUUAUAAAAUUUAUUAAAAAAAUACCACAAUGGGUUAAUGUGCAUGUGAUGAAGGACAAAAAUGUUUUGGUAUUGCUUAUAAACUAA